ACAGAAGUAGGAGGAUUGGUGGAUGAUUUUGUAAUUAGCCAUCCCUCUUAUAUUCCCUUUCUCUUGUCUUCUCCGCUCUUUCUCGCGUCGGCCAAACUUUUCUUCCUUCAUAAUCGACAACAACUCGCCGGAGAUUGUACUUGUCCGGUCAGGGUAUUUCAAAAACAUAAAGAGAAUGAGAGCCAGCAGCUUUUCUAACUAUUUAUCGACUGAGCUCAGUGCCCGCCAUAGUAUCACUCCCGUUCACGGGUGUCCAAGACGCCGCAAAUUCGGCGCGACCUCGCCUUCAACCAAAUCCAGAACUCGUCGUUUGUCUAUUCAUUGUGCUGCUGUUCGGUUCCGGCCCUGCAUUGAUGUACACGAGGGGAAUGUGAAACAAAUUGUUGGGUCUACUCUUCGGGAUUCCACUGAGGAUGGUUCAGGUCUGGUGACAAAUUUUGAGUCCGAUAUGUCAGCUGCACAAUUUGCAAACUUGUACAAAGAAGAUGAUCUCACCGGUGGUCAUGUUAUUAUGCUUGGAGCUGAUCCUUUAAGCAAAGCUGCAGCAAUUGAAGCAUUGCAUGCCUAUCCCGGUGGCUUGCAAGUUGGAGGUGGUAUCAACACCGAGAAUUGCUUAAGUUAUAUAGAAGAAGGAGCCAGCCAUGUAAUUGUCACCUCAUAUGUGUUCAGUGAUGGUCAGAUGGAUUUAGAGAGGCUAAAGGAUCUUGUCCAUGUUGUUGGCAAGCAGAGGCUAGUAUUGGACCUCAGCUGCAGAAAGAAGGAUGGUAGAUACGCAAUUGUCACUGAUAGGUGGCAGAAAUUCACCAAGGUGUAUCUUGACGAGAAGAUACUUGAAUUCCUCGCCAGCUUCGCAGAUGAAUUUUUGGUUCAUGGGGUCGACGUUGAAGGGAAAAAGUUGGGAAUUGAUGAGGAGCUAGUGCAGCUCCUUGGGGAGCAUUCACCGAUUCCUGUAACUUACGCGGGUGGUGUGACAGUAAUGGAGGACUUGGAAAAAAUAAAGACAGCAGGGAAAGGGAGGGUGGAUGUUACUGUGGGGAGUGCUUUGGACAUUUUUGGUGGUAACUUGCCCUACAGAGAUGUCAUUGUUUGGCAUGCCCAGCAGCAGCUGCAGCAGGAAGUCCCCAUAGAAGAUGCCCUCUUCCAUCAAUAGGUACUUCCAACGCGUCGACCCCACGCCCUAGCAUACCCUUUCCCGCAGGAACAUCCACAAUAGCUCUAUUGUGUUUGACAUGAUCCACUUCUUUAAUAGUGGUAUCGGUAUCGCUGAACAACUUUUGAGUUUUGAAGGAACGAAUAUGCUCGAACUUUGUAAAAGAUGACUUAGAAUGAAAAGAUAAGAUGGAGAUGCUAGGUAUGAGAACCUAUUGGGUUAAGUGCAUGGUUGGUCAUUGAGAUUACAAAAAACAUUCAAGUUUGGUCACUCAAAAUAUUUAAAUCCAUUGGCCGUACUUCAGUUUACUAAAACCGUGCACGUUUGGUCACUCUCCGUCCAACUCCGUUAACUUUUGCUUAUGUGGCGGUCAACUCUAAAAAUUGACCGUUAAAUGCGUGACUUGACACUUUAAAAAUAAUAAAAUUAAAUUUUUAAA
Molecule: messenger RNA, 1589 nt
Organism: Linum trigynum
Lineage: Eukaryota; Viridiplantae; Streptophyta; Magnoliopsida; Malpighiales; Linaceae
Source: the annotation of a GenBank genome assembly